Molecule: messenger RNA, 612 nt
Organism: Trypanosoma brucei brucei TREU927
Lineage: Eukaryota; Euglenozoa; Kinetoplastea; Trypanosomatida; Trypanosomatidae
Exons: 1
Coding region: 1-612 (203 amino acids)
Source: RefSeq, a predicted model, not a curated record
AUGGUGGAUGUUCAUCGAAAGGAAGGGGGAGGAAUUGGAGUAUCAUGGGUACGUGCAAUUGUGUUCGUGUUGUUAGUAUAUGUAAUAAGUGUGACCGUAGAUUUUUGCUACAAUGUUUACUAUGACAGAGAGGCAGCGUUUCAGAACGUCCUUAACUGCUCACUACAAGUGUUCAGGUCAAAUAGCGUAGACUGCUGGUUGCAGAAUGGUACGCUCCUCGGGUCCGCGCGUCUGGGGAGGCUGCUACUAUGGGACGCUGAUCUAGAUAUCGGGUUCGUUCAGGCGAAUCAUACCGAAAAACUUCAACUACUCAUGAACGAAUUGGAUUCGAAGUGCUUUGGUGCUAGGUCGGAUCGUCGACGGGGGGUCAGGAAUCCACUUCUUGUGUUUAGGAAAUGUACAGAAAGGAUUUGCGCUGAGUUUCAUGAAACGUCGAUUAGCAAUGGCAUAGUAACCACCGGUGAUGGCGCUUCUCCGCAAAGGGAGUUGUUUCCUCUUAGGACAUGCACAAUUGGUGAUGUAGUUGCCCAGUGCCCCUAUAAUUCGUCGUAUUACCUGAGAGAAGCAUACGGCAGCGGGUGGCUGACAGCAUCGCUGCUCGAAUUUUUUUAG